AUGAUUCGUCGAGACUAUGCCCCUCGUGACUGUCUAGCUAUCCAAUUGGAAGAGGCUGAUGCCCUUCGGUCAGCAUAUGAUGCCGAGGUCGGCUUCAUCUAUGCUAUAACCAUCCACGGCGAGUGUGAUGUCGAGGCGGAUGCCACAUUCAUGUUCACCCUCCCUAGAGGCUACCCUCUCAAGCUCGAUGCCAUCCCAGAGAUCAUAGCUGCGGAAGGCUCCGAGGCUGUAGGCAGUAAAUUAAAGAAGUUACAAGAGCUUGUAUUGGGGAAUGUAUGGACCCAACUGAAGGCCGGCUACGUCUUCCCUAUACUUGCUGCCCUUGCUCCUUACGGGGAGACGUGGGAGGCCGACAGAGAGGAGGAGGAACAGGCGAAGCGAGAGGCAGCAGCUCUUCAACGGAAAGAGGUUAUCGAGCAGGAGCAGGAGGCGGAAGCCACGAGGGCUGAGGUGGUGCAGGAAGAGGCAGCGGAGGAGUAUGAAGCCUGGAGGGAACAGAUGGAAGCCAUGCAGAGCCGCAAGGGGGAGUUUCGGAAAGGCACUUCUAAGGGGAAGGGAAGGACGAAGGCAUGUAGAACUCUGGACCCGUCCGAUUUGAGGGGAGGGGAGCCUAUCACUGAGAAGAAAUCCAAGUUCCAAGCCCACCUGGCAUUCGUUGAAAGCGAGGAAGAUGUGGAGGUCGCGUUGAACACUCUAAAGCAGAGCCACAAGAUACUCAGGGCAACGCACAACAUGUAUGCGUAUCGGUUCAGAAUGAAGGAUGGCAGUGGGAAAUUGGACAAGUCCGCAGAUCUCGGCUAUCAUCAGGAUCAUGACUCGGAUGGAGAGAGCGGUGCCGGGACGAAGCUUCAGGAGCUUCUCACACUUACUGGUGCCGAAGGAGUGUUGGUCGUAGUCUCUCGAUGGUACGGCGGCAUCCACUUGGGGCCGCUGCGGUUCAAGCUCAUCAACCGGGUGGCACGACAGAUCCUCGAGGAUGAGGGGGCGAUCGACCCCGGGGCCCACCAUAAUGGGAAGAAGCCAAAAUAG
Messenger RNA from Perkinsus marinus ATCC 50983, 1029 nucleotides. RefSeq lists its product as hypothetical. The transcript has 8 exons. Gene Ontology annotation, cellular component: cytoplasm. The record is from RefSeq and is a predicted model, not a curated record. Gene Ontology annotation, biological process: regulation of translational initiation. The coding region runs from base 1 to 1029 and encodes 342 amino acids. Lineage: Eukaryota; Perkinsozoa; Perkinsida; Perkinsidae.